Molecule: messenger RNA, 485 nt
Organism: Xylona heveae TC161
Lineage: Eukaryota; Fungi; Ascomycota; Xylonomycetes; Xylonales; Xylonaceae
Exons: 6
Coding region: 76-381 (101 amino acids)
Biological process (GO): proton motive force-driven ATP synthesis
Source: RefSeq, a predicted model, not a curated record
CAUCACUAGCAGAGGCUCAUUGCCAUCCCACAGUGUAGGACGGACGACAUCCUAAACUGAUUCAGUUCGCCCAGCAUGUCUUUCGUCACCCGCCGCGCUCUCUCAACUUUGAUCCCGCCCAAGGUGGCAUCGCCAUCUGGCAUUGGUGCUGCUCAGGAUGCUGCUCGUAUGCAGCGGGUCGUAAGCUUCUAUGAGAAGCUCCCUCGUGGCGCUGCACCUGAGCCCAAGCCUAAGGGUCUUCUGGGAAGAUACCAGGCCCGUUACUUCGGAAAGAACCCUUCCGCAGCUCCCAUUUUCCACGUGAUCGCCGGUAUUCUCUUCCUGUCGUACGCCAACGAUUACUACUUCCAUCUCCGUCACCACAAGAACAAUGCUCAUUAAAUUCGGGAUGCGUUGUAUGUAGAUAGACAACCUUCGACCGCGGGAUACUCGAUUCAGAAGCAUGUCUGUACGGUAGAAUCCGAAGUUAUCAUUUCUGACAGUCU